This is a messenger RNA of Aspergillus brunneoviolaceus CBS 621.78, 528 nucleotides long. Its product is annotated as DASH complex subunit SPC19. The record is from RefSeq and is a predicted model, not a curated record. Gene Ontology annotation, biological process: attachment of spindle microtubules to kinetochore. Gene Ontology annotation, cellular component: spindle microtubule; DASH complex. The transcript is spliced from 2 exons. The coding region runs from base 1 to 528 and encodes 175 amino acids. Lineage: Eukaryota; Fungi; Ascomycota; Eurotiomycetes; Eurotiales; Aspergillaceae.
AUGGCAGAACACCUCCAACUCUCCGUCUCCUCCCUGCAAUCCUCCCUCCAACUUCUCGACUCCUCCAUCUCCACCCUCGACGCCGGAGUCAGCGACUUUCCCCGCCUCUCCAAGGUCCUCCAAACCACCCGACACUUCGAACUCCUCCCCGAACCCACCCUCCGCGAAGCGCAGCAAUCCCUCCUCGACGAAAUCACCCCCAGCAUCGCCCACCUCCUCGAACUCGCCACCAACCACGUCGAGAAGCUCUCGCGGCGCGAGCAGGGGCUCCGCGCGAAGUGCGACCUGCAGCAGGGGCGGCUGUACUCCAAUGAGGAGCGGCAGCAGCAGAAGCGACAGCUGGCCAACAAACCCAACCCCAAACCCAGAGCCGGUGCUGCGGCGGCGGCAGCCAGCAAGGCGGCCAAGGCGGCCGAGCUCCGGCGACUGAUUCAGAAGAAAGAGCGUCUGCAGUACGCGGUGGAGCGACUGGAGUUGCAGGGGAAGCAGCGGGAACGGCAGCUGCGGAAGAGUAUGGCUUUCCAGUGA